This is a messenger RNA of Sinocyclocheilus rhinocerous, 2457 nucleotides long. RefSeq names its product GRAM domain-containing protein 1C-like. Lineage: Eukaryota; Metazoa; Chordata; Actinopteri; Cypriniformes; Cyprinidae. The record is from RefSeq and is a predicted model, not a curated record. Gene Ontology annotation, biological process: intracellular sterol transport. Gene Ontology annotation, cellular component: endoplasmic reticulum membrane; endoplasmic reticulum-plasma membrane contact site; plasma membrane. The transcript is spliced from 17 exons. The coding region runs from base 193 to 2232 and encodes 679 amino acids. Gene Ontology annotation, molecular function: cholesterol binding; cholesterol transfer activity.
AAAAGUGUUGUUCUCAGCGAUGAAUGGCACGUUGCUUCAUGAACUGGUAGAUUCUGACUGUACACCUGUUGCCAGGUGUGAGGACAGUCGCAACAGCCGAGACAGACAACAAACACCUCAGCACGCCAACGACACUAAUCACUGCUGUCGGAAGUUUAUGGGCAUUUGGAAUAUCUGCAACGAUUGAAGUUCAUGAUAACCUUCUCACAACCCCAAUUUGUAAACGCCUGGGUCCCACAUAACCAGGAUUUACCUUCUCAGGCGAAAGACAUGACCAAAACACCUAAACAAGUGACAGCCAAUGAGCUCACACAGGACAACAAUCAAUCUGGGGAAGGCAAAUGGAGCUCAGAAGAACAAGAGGUACUAGAAGUCAGUGGGCAGUGCAUAGCAGCACCUCAGUCACCUGAAGCAUUGCUCUACACUAGUUAUAAACAGAGGAGUGACGAGUUUCGGAGGUUAUUCAAAGAGGUGCCUGAGUCUGAGAAACUAAUUGCAGUUUUACUUCGCCAGGCGAAAGACAUGACCAAAACACCUAAACAAGUGACAGCCAAUGAGCUCACACAGGACAACAAUCAAUCUGGGGAAGGCAAAUGGAGCUCAGAAGAACAAGAGGUACUAGAAGUCAGUGGGCAGUGCAUAGCAGCACCUCAGUCACCUGAAGCAUUGCUCUACACUAGUUAUAAACAGAGGAGUGACGAGUUUCGGAGGUUAUUCAAAGAGGUGCCUGAGUCUGAGAAACUAAUUGCAGACUACACCUGUGCUCUCCAAAAGGAUAUCUUGUUACAAGGACGCAUCUACCUUACAGAGAAUUGUUUAUGUUUCUACAGUCAGGUUUUUCGUGGUACAAAAAUCACAGUAAAUAUGCAGGAUAUCAUCUCAUUGUCACGUGAGAAGACAGCGAAAUGGAUACCAAAUGCCAUCCAGAUCAGUACUAAUUCAGAGAAGUUGUUCUUCAGCUCAUUUUCAGCAAGGGAGAAAAGUUACCUUGGUAUGUUUCGGCUUUGGCAGAUUAUUCUAAUGGACAAGAAACUAACCAAGUUGGAGCUGUUGCAGAUGGUUAAGCAGCAUUAUGGCAAUGAUUUAGGAUUGAGUCAUGAUGAAAUGGAAAGCUUUCAAACAUCAGUAGAUACCGUCACACCCACCGUGCCCAGUCUGAAUAUGCGUGGAGAGGAUUACACUGGGAGGCCAGAAAGGCCCACAUCUCUUCGUCUUCCCCAAGGGGAGCUGAAUUCUUAUGAGGCCACCACACCACAGGGAGACGACACACAGUCUUCAGUUGGACUGCAAAGCAUGCUCUCAGCAAAUGGAGGGGACGACACUCUCAGUACCCCGUCCCAUCAGCGCAGUCCAAAUCUAUCAUUAAACCGCUCAGGGUCUGAACGAGUGUCUAAACACUCCUCUCUCUCGCUGGAUCUAAAUGCCAAUGAAGACCAGCUCUCGGAGAACAGCAGAUCCGACAGCCUGGAGGAGGUGGAAGAACGUGAGACAGCAUCUCCGGUGUCUCAGGGAAGGCUGUUUGUGAACCGGGUCUUUCACAUCAGUGCUGAGAUGAUGUUUGACCUGCUUUUCACCGAUUCUAGUUUCAUGCGGAGGUUUAUGGAUAUCAGGAAGAUCAUAGGUGCAAGCUCUACCUCUUGGCAAAGGGAGGCCUCUGGCGGUAUGAAAAGGACUUUGAACUACACCAUCACCAUUAAUAACCCCCUGGCUGGCAAGUUCUCCACUGCUACAGAAACCCAGACACUAUAUAAAGAGUCGAGGGAGGGUCAAUACUACAUGAUAGAUUCGGAGGUCUACACACAUGAUGUACCGUACCAUGACUACUUCUACACCCAGAAUCGCUACUGUAUCAUCCGCAACUCCAAGCACAAGUGCAGACUCAGGAUUUACACUGAUGUCAAAUACAAAAAGCAGCCCUGGGGUCUUGUUAAAUCCUUUAUCACGAAAAACUCCUGGAGUGGCUUAGAAGACUACUUUAGACACCUUGAGGCAGAGCUGCUAGAAGAGGAGGCAGAGUUGACUCAAGGAAGCGGAGAUGCUGGAAAGACGGGUGGUUUGCGCAGGAGGCUAAGAACUUACAGUCGCACCCUACAGGAGCACAUGAAACCAGGGAAGCAGUACAGCGCAGACUCAGAUCAGCAGAGAGCCGGCACCAUGGGUGCCAUGGAUAUAAAGAGCACACAACACAGAAGGAACAUCACUUCUAUUGUAUUUGGGAUGAGCUUAAUGUAAGGCUUCAUUCACUCUAUAAAGCUUGUUUCACACCUCAUGCAUACAGUAAGCUGUGUAAGCUUAAUGCUAUGACACUGACAAAAAAAACUUGGUUACUACAUUGAGUCUUUCCUCCAAUAACAACCUAAAAUCAUGAAAUGAUUGUUAGAAUUUGCCUAUUGAGAGUUAAUCCUCUUGAUUUGCUUAAGGAAGGGGAGCACAUUUACAUUUAAGUGGUAAAUAGUC